Gadus morhua (Atlantic cod) is the source of this 6563-nucleotide messenger RNA. It is a transcript of the gene adamts12, whose product is annotated as ADAM metallopeptidase with thrombospondin type 1 motif, 12. The transcript is spliced from 24 exons. The coding region runs from base 284 to 5140 and encodes 1618 amino acids. NCBI's taxonomy places the organism in Eukaryota, Metazoa, Chordata, Actinopteri, Gadiformes, Gadidae. The record is from RefSeq and is a predicted model, not a curated record. Gene Ontology annotation, molecular function: metalloendopeptidase activity. Gene Ontology annotation, biological process: extracellular matrix organization; proteolysis. Gene Ontology annotation, cellular component: extracellular matrix.
UCCCCGCUAUAAGAAACAAGACACUAUCCAAAGUACACUCCUCCCUUCCUUCGCACAAUCGAAGCUUUCUCCUGCUUUAAUGUUCUGUGAUUCCGACUCCUUCUUCUCCUUCUCCUGCCGUUCGUGUUGUCCCCGGUGCAGGGCUCAUUCCUUGACACGUUCAUCUGCACAGCCUACCUCGGGGUCCUUCGAACUCGGCGUGGUCACUGGACCGCCUGUAACGCCAAUGGACCUCCAAUGUCUGGCAACCUUUUCUUGCUUUUUGAGAUCGGUUGAAUGAAAUAUGCAAUGUUCGCAGGAGAGCCGGGUUCUUUUCUUUCUGCUCCACUUUGUCUUCCUAUUGGCGUCCGGACACGAUGAGCUCUCCGAGUUUGGCAGCUUUCUAUCCCCUAGAAAAGAUGACUUGCACGCGACAGAGUCAGAUCUGCCCAUUGUCCAUCCUGUGAAAGUCGACUUCGAUGGACGGUUCAUCUCCCAUACACUUUCCCAUCACUUCGGGAAUGGGCGACUCAAGCGGGAUCUGCGACCGUUGGAGCCAGAGACGGAGAGCCAACGGGUCUAUUAUCAGAUCGACUACAAAGGUCGGAGUCUCAUCUUCAAUCUGACGGCGAACACUCAGCUUGUUUCACUCGACUACGUUGUGGAGAGGAGGAACGGGAGUCUGAACAGGACGACGGAGCAGCAUCAUCGUCUCCCCUCCGCGGGAGAUCUCUGUCACCUGAUUGGCACCGUCACGGUCAACCAGGCGCGUGGCACCGCCGCCGUCAGCACCUGUAGCGGACUGAGAGGGCUCUUCUCCCUGCCCGAGGGACACUUCUUCAUCGAGCCAUCCCCGGGGGCCGCCGACGAAGAAGGACGGCAGCCGCACAUUGUGUAUCCCAGAGUUACUCCGGAAGGUCACCGGAGAGUCAGGCGCAGCUCACGCACCCAGGGAGAACAUGUUCCCUGUGGGGUUAAAGAUGGUCCGAAGGACUCCGUCCGGGUGGAGCGAGAGAGGGAUAACUGGGAGACGGAGGAGAACCGGGGUCCGUCGCGCUCACAGCGCUCCGUCAGCAGGGAGCGCUGGGUGGAGACAAUGGUGGUGGCCGACUCCAAACUCAUCGAUUACCAUGGCCAGGACAACGUGGAGUCCUACAUCUUCACCAUCAUGAACAUGGUGGCCGGGAUCUUCCAUGAUGCCAGUAUCGGGAACGCCGUCCACAUCAUUCUAGUUCGCCUCAUCCUGCUACAUGGGGAAGAGAAAGACCUGAAGAUUGUUCACCAUGCAGACACCACUUUAUCCAGCUUCUGUGCCUGGCAGAAGAACCUGAAUCCACAGAGUGACACGCAUCCUGCUCAUCACGAUGUAGCUGUCCUGGUUACCAGGAAGGACAUCUGUGCCGGGAUGAACCAGCCGUGUGAGACCCUGGGCUUGUCGCACCUGUCCGGGAUGUGCCAGCCGCACCGCAGCUGCAACAUCAACGAGGACUCGGGCCUCCCGGUGGCGUUCACCAUCGCCCACGAGAUGGGCCACAGCUUUGGCAUCCACCACGACGGCCAGGGUAACGACUGUGAGCUACAAGGCAGACACCCCUUCAUCAUGUCCAGGCAGCUGAUGUACGACAGCUCCCCUCUCACGUGGUCCUCCUGCUCCAAGGAGUACAUCACACGCUUCCUAGAUCGUGGUUGGGGCUUCUGUCUGGACGACCGGCCCUCCAAGAGAGAUCUGACGACGCCAUUGGCCCGUCUGGGUGUCCGUUACACAACUCACCAUCAGUGCCAGCUGCAGUACGGCCCGGACGCCACCUUCUGUCCUGAGGUUGAUAAUGUUUGUCAGAUCCUCUGGUGUUCUGUGAAUGGCACCUGUCGGUCCAAGCUGGACUCCCCCAUUGAUGGAACCCGCUGUGGGCCAGAGAAGUGGUGCAUCUCUGGGGAGUGUGUAGUCGUAGGCAAGCUACCAGAGACGGUGAACGGAGCCUGGGGCCAGUGGAGCACGUGGUCCCACUGCUCCAGGACGUGUGGGUCUGGGGUCCAGUCCGCAGAGAGGGAAUGCAACAGCCCCAAACCAGAGUUCGGCGGCAAGUACUGCACAGGGGAGAGGAAGCGGUAUCGAACCUGCAACACCAAGCGGUGCCAGAAGAACAUCCCCAGCUUCAGGGAGAUGCUGUGCAGCGAGUUCGACACGGUGCCCUACCAGAACGAACUGUACAAGUGGAUCCCUGUGGCCAACCCAGUGGGUCCGUGUGAGCUGCACUGUCGGCCGGUGACGGAGUACUUCUCCGAGAAGAUGCUGGACGCGGUGACGGACGGCACGCCUUGCUUCAUGAACAACAACUCCCGGAGCAUCUGCGUGAACGGAGUGUGCAAGGAGGUGGGGUGCGAUUAUGGGAUAGAUUCCAACGCGGUGGAGGACCGCUGUGGCGUGUGUCUGGGAGACGGCUCCAGCUGUGAGACUGUCUACAAGACCUUCGACGGAGGCGAGGGCUUCGGGUACGUGGACGUGGGUGUGAUUCCCCGAGGGGCCCGAGACAUCCUGGUGCAGGAGGUGGAGGAGGCAGGUAACUUCCUGGCCCUGCGGGGGCCCGAGCCGGAGGACUACUUCCUCAACGGUCACUACAUCAUCCAGUGGAACGGGGAGUACGAGGCCGGGGGCACCACCUUCUACUACGAGCGCAGCGGGAACAUGGAGAACCUCACGGCCCCGGGGCCCACCAAGAACCCUGUCGUUCUCCAGUUGCUGUACCAGGAGACCAACCCUGGUAUAAAGUACGAGUACACCGUCAAGAAGACCCCGACCACCGGGAACGAAGUGACGGAUCCUGUGUACAUCUGGAGAUACGGCGCAUGGACAGACUGCAGCACCACAUGUGGCCAAGGGCAGCAGCAGCAGCCUGCGCGUUGCUUCGAGGUGGACAUGGGCGUGGUGGACGAGACCCUGUGUGACCCCAACGUCCGCCUGGAGGAUCGACACCGCAAGUGCAAGAGCAUGGACUGCCCAGCGAGGUGGUGGGUGGGGGGCUGGCAGCACUGCAGCGCCACCUGCGGGGUGGACGGGGUGCGGAAGCGCACCGUGCUGUGUGUCCGCACCGUGACCGGGGAGGAGAGGGUGCUGCACCCCUUGGACUGCAAGCACCUCCUGAAACCCAAGCCGAUGGUGCCCUGCAGCAGGGAUGUUGCCUGCGGACAGGACUGGGCGGUAGGCGCCUGGGAAGAGUGUCCGGUGUCGUGCGGUGGCGCCGUGCGCUCCAGGUCGGUCACGUGCGUGUUGGCGCCCCGGAAGAGCUGUGACCUCACCACCAAGCCGCGCUCCCGCUCGCUGUGCGCGCUGCAGAGCUGCCCCAACUCCAGCCUGCGCAGACGUCCCGGGCCUCCCACCAAGUACCGCCGCCUCUUCCCGCCCAAAAGCAAGUCCGACACCACCACCGUGCGCCCAAGGGUCCCGACGACACCCGUGACCACCAGCGCGCCGUCCACACCCUCACCCACGUCUCCUCUGUGGGAGACAACCGUCGCCCCUGGCGACGCGACCACUGGAGCGCUUGACGGCGACGACGAUUACGAGUUUGACAUAACGGUGAAGGGGAAUCUGAUCGUGAAGAAGGAGAACGGCGGUAAACCUCCUCCGACGGAAGCCAGCGCUCUAGCGGAGAACCCUGAGGGCAACCGGGCAGAGGAGGAAGAGAAGGACGGGGAAGAGGAGGGAAGCACAGGAGACGGGGUCACCUAUUCCCCCGCCUUUGACUCUGAGAACGAGAAGACGAUGAAUGAGAAGGACAUUAUCGAUCUAGACGUGACACCCGCUGCCAAGAUAGCUGUGGCCCCUAUCCAAUCACCCGGCCCGACCACGCCCCGCUUGCACAUGGCGGUCCCCACGUUGCGUCCAACGCAAGCCCCCGCACGCACCACCAGAGCGCCCGCUACGAAGGCCUACACCACCACCCCACGGGCUACCAUCCACCAUACCAUGGCCGCACAAACCACUCGUCGCUACACCCUCUUUGGACCCCACACAACGCCUUUGAGCGAUCCAUACGUCGACCGGUCACACAGGGUACACCACACAACCACCGCCAAACCCAGGAGCCACUGGGUUCCAUUAAACCAUCACCGACCACCAGCGACACAAGCCCCAGAGUCCUUCACUAAAAGGACCUUCACUUCCACGGACAGACCUCCAACCACCGGGCGCCACGCCAAGCUAAAGAAGCCGGGGGACUCUCCCAAGAAAAACAACCGGACGGCGCCGGAAUCUAAGAGGCACCUGGCUCCCGCCAAAGACGACACCCACCCCGCCAAGCCCAGACCGAGACCCAAGCGUCCCGCGGUCAGCGACUCCAGCGGGAACGAAAGCAACCCGACGGCCGCACGGCCCGCCACCAGGGACGUGUUCUGGGUGGCAGGGAACUGGAGCGAGUGUUCCACGUCCUGCGGGAUCGGUGCGGUGUGGCGGACGGUGGCGUGCAGCUCCCAGAGCGACGAGGACUGCGUGAGCCUGCAGAGACCAGAGCCGGCGCGCACCUGUCACCUGCAGCCCUGCGCCACCUGGCUCAACACCAACUGGACCAAGUGUCCAGAGGACUGUGCGGUGGUUGGCAGACGCCAGCGGGACGUCCAGUGUGUGGAUGCGCAGACGAAACGCCCGCUGAGGCCCUUCCAUUGUCAGGCUUUAUCCAGCCGGCCCCCCAGCUCCCUGCCCUGCCCCCACAGACCGUGCUUGACCUGGGACACAUCACCCUGGGGAGAGUGCUCCCGGAGCUGCGGUGACGGGGCCCGGGAGCGGCAGGUGACCUGCCCGCUGCUCCGGCGCUGCAGCGCCUCCGGGAGGCCCACCAGCACCGAGCCCUGCCCGCCGCGGGCCUGCCCGCGCUGGGAGCCCCGCGGCUGGAGCCCGUGCUCUGUGAGCUGUGGCGGGGGCGUGCAGCAGAGGUUGAUGGAGUGCGUCAGCGUGGAGGACUCGGCUGUGAUGGAUGACGCCCUGUGUGACGAGAUCCCGCGGCCAGACACACAUGGGAAGUGCAAUCUCCAAGAGUGCAAGGACCGAACAGCCGCGCCGUGUAAGAAGAACAACAUCUCCUCUCGCUUCUGUGACAAGCUGAAGCUGCUGGGUCGCUGCUCCAUGCGCUCGGUCCAGAGACAGUGCUGUGUGACCUGUGGGGCAUAAGGCACAGUGCACGCUGACCCCAACCCUCACCUCAAUCCUGACCCCAAAGGCCCCCGAUAUAGCCACAACAAAAUCUAAAUGGGCUUGUUCACGUAGGCUCUCGAACCGCUGUCAAAAUCCAACCAUUUCAACAAAGUGAAAUGACGUCACUGCUAUCUGUGGGCUGUUCAAUAACACGUGUUGCAGCGAGGCUGGACGUAGUCUUCCACAUGGUGCCGUUGACCAAUCGUAGGCAGUGACGUGUCGGUGCGUGUUUGUAAAGGGUUCAGCAAGUUCGGCUGUGAGCCCCCGUCCCUUCACUCACCGUGGCAAUCCAAGCUUGAUGUGGUGCUAUGAUUUUGAUGCAAAAUUGCACGUUUUUUUGUGGGAACAAGACAAUUUCGAUUUUGUUUGAAGAAUAGCAGAUAUGAUCCCUGCAGGGAUCAUAUCCCAUUCCAUGGAAAAAUCCGUGCUCACUACUAAAAACAGACAUACCUCUAGAAGCAAUCAGAGUGCCUAUUUCAAAUUAUAUUCCUAUCAGGAUGGGUUCCUGAGAUAAUUUUCCCUUUAAGCCUCUGUCCAAUAAUUAGUGGACAAAUCAUGUUUUUUAAUCACAUUAUCACAACCUCAAGAAUCUGUGUUUUAGAAGUUGUUACAGAAAUCCAGUGGAAGUAUUUAUUGGACUUAUUGGUGUGCUAUUGUUUUAAAAUGGCAUUCAGCAAUAUUUUUGAAAAACAGAAUUAAUCAAUCGAAAUGCUUAAAUAAAUAGUCUCCCUUUGUCACCUUAAGUCCCCAGGAUGAACUGUGUUCAGUUGAACCCCAAUAAGAAAAUUAGGAAUCAUAAUACUUUGGUGAGCUCAUAAGGGACUAAAAUAUUAUGGAACCCAAGAUAUGAAACCACUGGUCUCUGUUGAAAAAGCACUAUCUAAAUAUGGUUUCUUGUGUUUAUAUUCCUUCCUAGUCACAGCCAGACUUUACUUGAGGAUUAUAUAUAAUUGUAUUAUAUCGUAUAAAAUUGUUAAAUGCAGAAUGUAAAUAUAAAAAAUGGUGCCUUUCUCUACAUAAGAUAAACAAUGAUAGUUACCUUUUUAUACUUUUAGGUUUAGUUUUGCCCUAGCUUACAUCAUUGCUCAUGUUCUGCGAGCUGGAACAAUAAGUUUACACUUGUUACGUGUUGUUUUUCGGGUCAAUAUGCUGUGAUUGUCUAUCAUAUCUUCGGUCAGCGACAGAGCCUGUCCUGUUCCUUAUCCAACCUGCGGUGCUCUUCCUGUGUUUGAUUGACAUUUGAGUUGGACAAAUGAGAAUGAGGUGUUGCGGGUCAUCCCUCUCAGCUCCUAAAGACAGGGGGUGUGUGUUUAUGAAAAUGAAAAGACGAAAGCAUUUACUACUAUUGUUAUUCAAUCGGUCACACAUGUCUCAACCAAUAAAAACCUUUGCCGUGAAA